GAGACCAAGUUUGGAUAAAGGAGUGGAACAGUGUACCGUUGGGGCCAAAGUGGAGGGGUCCUUAUGCUGUUCUUUUGUCUACUCCAACAGCUAUAAAGGUGGCAGAGGUGACUCCGUGGAUUCAUCACUCCAGGGUUAAACCAGCAGCAGAUUCUUGCAAGCUACUCAAGAUCCUGAGAAUCCCUCCAAGAUCCGGUUGAAGCGAGUGACCCAGUUAGAUUAAAAGUGUUUUUUGCGAAGAGUAUUGUUACAAGGGAACAUCAACAAAGAUCUACAAGUAGGUGUUUUGACGGCCACAAUAAAGCCUGACCACCUACCAACGUUUAAGCCAGAGGAAUCCUCUGUGAAGAACAGUGAGGAUCAGAAGUACUCCAUUCCCUGCAGCCCUCACACGCCUGGAAGCUGAGGUGCCGUCGCACGGUCGAAGAAUUAGGAAGAAGAUGUCAGGAGUAAUGUGUUUGAUGAUGUAUAUAUGUGUGUUUUUAAUUAUUCAGGAAGGUAGAGGUACCGACACACCAGGCUGCGAGGUUUGCAUUAAGACUACGAAAACAGGCAAUCGUAUUUCCCAGACCCUUAUUUGGCAUUCGCAAUAUGAGUGCACAGGACAUGUAUCAAAGUGUAGAUACCUAGGUACAGAUUAUAGUGUAUGCCAUAUAGGAGCAGGAGAACCUAGGUGUUUUAAUCCUGAGUAUCAGCCCCGUACAAUUUGGUUGACUAUUCGGAAUGAGAACUCACGGGGAACCUGAUAAAUAAGACUGUACUAGAAAGUGUACAUUCUCCAGGUGUUUUGCUAUUUGAUGCAUGUAAGGCGAUAUCAGGUAGUAGGAAGCCAUGGAAUGUAUGUGGUGGUCUUAAAUGGGAAAGAACGUAUGGGUCUAAUGAUAAGUAUAUUUGUCCUAGUAAUAAGCAUAAGUAUAUAGAUCCAAACUGCCUAAAUAAAGACUACAAUUAUUGUCCGUAUUGGUCCUGUGUGGGAUGGGCAACCUGGGGACAGACAGUAGAUAAGGAUAUGAUUAUCACUAGAUUGCCUACCAAGCCAUACUAAUAUGGGAGACCAAUGGCCUUGGGAAUUAAAGGAGGUAAUGUAUUCUGGUUCUGAGACAGUUGAACAACUAAUAUCUUCUCAAUCUGAUUAUCAAGUGAGUGUUAGAGGUAAAUCUCAGUGGCGAUUAAAGACCUCCAUUAAAGGUUAUGUUUGUAUAGCAAGGAAAGGAAUAAUGUUUAAUACAUCUGUAGGAGAAUUGACUUGUUUAGGGCAGAAAGCCUAUAAUGACGAUACAAAGGAUACUAUUUGGUGGUCAGCUUCAAAUGUCUCAGAACCGUCUAAUCUGUUUGCAAAUUAUACCAAUUUAAAGGAUGUAUGGUUUGACCUAUCUGCUACAUCUAGUUGGAAAGCCCCAGCAAAUUUGUACUGGAUUUGUGGUAAGAAAGCAUAUUCGGAGUUACCACAGGACUGGGAAGGGGCAUGUGUAUUGGGUAUGCUCAAACCAUCCUUCUUCUUGUUGCCAAUUGAAACAGGAGAGACUUUGGGAGUUAAAGUAUAUGAUGUAAAUCAUAGGAAGAAAAGGGCACCCCUAGAGAUAGGUACCUGGGAAGAUGAUGAGUGGCCUCCCCAGCGUAUUAUAGAUUAUUAUGGGCCAGCUAUGUGGGCAGAGGAUGGUACUUAUGGAUACAGAACCCCAAUAUAUAUGCUUAAUCGUAUUAUAAGAUUGCAAGCAGUAGUUGAGAUAGUUACCAAUGAAACAUCACAAGCGCUCAAUCUCCUAGCGAAGCAUAACACUAGGAUGAGGACAGCCAUCUACCAGAAUAGAUUAGUUUUGGAUUACCUAUUGGCAGUAGAGGGAGUUGUAUGUGGGAAGUUUAAUCUAAGCAAUUGUUGUCUUCAAAUAGAUGAUGAAGGGCAAGCAAUAGCUGAGCUUACUAGCCAUAUGGUUAAGCUAGCACAUGUACCUACUCAGGUAUGGAAAGGGUAUAAUCCAAGUAGUUGGUUUGGUAGUUGGUAUGAGCAGUUUGGAGGAAUCAAGGCAUUGGUAGGUGGAGUCAUACUGAUUUUGAUGUUGUGUCUCCUUCUGCCAUGUCUGAUUCCUUUGGUAAUUAGAUCUAUGCAGAGCAUUAUAGAAAGUAUAGCAGAAAGAAAGGCCGCAGCACAGGUAAUGGCUGUUUGCAGGUAUGAAGCUCUAGAUCAAGGAGAAUACAUGCAGGAAGAGGAAUGUUGAGGGGUUCGUAUCUUUAGAGGAUUGCAAAGUCUAGUCUGGUUUAUGGCAACUUGAGGUGUAAGCAAACUAUGAUUAAUGAUGCAUCUGGAAUUAUUUUAAAUCAGAAGCAUCAAAGGGGGGAAUGUGAUGGAAUUCCAGUAAAAUACAAGUUUAGCAGGCCAAGAUUGCCACAAGGCAUAUGUAGGUACAUGUGUUUGUAGUAUCAGUUAGUUACACGUAGCUAAGAUACUGUCAUCACUGUACUGAGCAUGUGCAGGAAUGCAGGAACUGGAAUUACGCGUUCCUCUCCUUUGUUUCAGAUGAGCCACGUGGUUAGACCGGAUGGAUGAGUUUAGACUCUAUUAAUUGAUUAGGUUAAGGGUAUGUGUGGGCGUAGCUAAUGAUGGGAGGAGCUACAGUGCUAUAUAAGGAAUGUACUCUAUGUAUUCAGUACUCAGAUCUUUGCUAUUUUUGGUGACAUAAGUCCCUCUGAGUCCCGGUCGGUGAAUCGAAUAAAGAUCUCUUCCUUUCUGAAGAAACCUGUGUCCAUCUCUCUGUGCUUGGCCUCAGUCAGUUUCCCGGUAACAUGACUUCUUGAGUGGUAUGUAUGUGCAGUGUUUCAGUGCUUGAAACAUUGCAGAUACGGAGCUAGUUGCACCCCCACCACAUGCGACAUUGGCAGUCUAGAAUUCUGCCAGAGGCAAUUCUGUGCUUAUUUUACAUCUGUCUUUGGUGCGCACUGCAUGUUGACAGCAAACAUAAAAAUCUACCCUUACAGGUGCUCUGCUAGCUAACUCUUCCCUCCCUGUGGGCACUCCCUCCCACAGAGCAAGAAGUUGGAGAAAUCAUCCCUCCCUCCUCCUCUUUACUCCCCCCCCCAUUGUCCUGCAGCGCGCAAAUGCCCUCUCAAUGGCUUCUCUAUAAGAGGCCUGUGAUUUGACCGCCUAAGUGCUGGCUGACGUCACAGCAUGAUGUGGAAGAUCAAAGCCAGGAGCUUCGCAAUUACAGCAUGAUGUGGAAGAUCAAAGCCAGGAGCUUCGCAAUUUUUCCAGCUUUAAUGGGGGAGGGGAUUUUAUUGGUAUGCCCCCUAGUGAUACCGGUGAAACUGACGGAAGCAAAGCACAGAGAGAUGGACACAGGUUUCUUCAGGAAGGAAGAGAUUCUUUAGAACCCCAGACAGAAAUGGGAUACGGCUGUACAAUCUAUAGAGGGAACAUAUAAAGGAAAAAACACAAUAGUGUGAUACAGUAAAUACAGUGAAUAGUGCGCUUAAAUGGAUGCACUCACAAGAUGAUGAAGAUGAAAAAGCAUUCAUAGGGUGCCUCCCCAUAUAGCAUAGGGGGCUAGUGGUUUCCCCUAUCCGAUGUAAAGCGACCAAUGGAACACGGGACUCCAGGUAAGUAAUAGUAGAAAAGCAAUACUUUUAUUUUCUUAAAAGGUGAACAAGCACCAUAAGAAUAAAGGUUUAAAAGUGCAGCAAUAGGUCCAACGCGUUUCGUUCAAGACUAGAACUUCAUCAGGGACCGCACAGUAAAAAAAUCACAGACAAUAUCAUAGAUUCUAAAAUAACAUCCUACUUUCCCCUUAACAGAAUCUCUAUAUAUAGGGCUAGUCCCAAAGUCCCAUUGGUCCAUAGUGUAGGAGUAUCCAGUAGCCAGCCAAUCAUCUAUCCAGGGGUAUUGUCCUCCAGCUGAUAGUGUUUGGGUAGUUUAAAAAGGGCGCGUUCAAUGUAAAAGCCGAAGCCGGAAGUGGAUGUCUGCCUUCACUUCCGCGUUCCAUUUGCGUUCCAUAUGCGUUCCAAACACGCUCCAAGUGCGUUCCAAAUACAUUUACUGCUCUUUUUCAACUAGAACAGCGAGGAGCCAUCAAUAUAAGUGAUCAUCAAAAGGACAAAGCCCAAAAGUGUUAAAUGCAUUAAAUGUAAUUAAUCUCUAAAAGAAGAAAAGUGAAUUAGUGCAUGUAAUAUACAACAACCAUGUUAAGAUAGUUCAUAUGGAACUUCCCCACAUAUUAUAUAUAUGACAAUAUCAUACACCAUUAAAUAGUGCCAUGUAUGUCUAUUUAAAGUGACAAACAUCUCAUUAUUCAAAAAAUAAGAACACAAAUAAUAUAUUCCUAAACAAAGUACCCUCAAUAUCAAUAAUAAUCAUUUUAAACCAUAUAACCUGCAAGGUACACCUAACUAUAUAAUAUAAAGAUUUUUUAUUUUUAUUUUUUUAUUUUUUUUAAUUAUAUUUUAUUAUAUAAAUUAUGAAUUGUAUUGAUUAAAGACACUUCUUUUUCCCUAUAUUUAGACUGCCAGAGCUCCUCAUAUUCCCAAAGAUACUUAUGGAAUAAUUUACAUAAAGGAGAAGAAUAACCAAAAAAAUCAGUCCAAGAAACACACCAGAUCGAUCCCAAUAUUCAGGCCCCUAGGUUCAAGGGUCUUUAGUUUGUGUAUCCAAAAGGUUUCCCUUUGGGAUAACUUUUUGAUCCUAUCACCUCCCCGCCAGUAGGGAAGGACAUGUUCAAUACCCAUACACUUGAAAUCUCUAAAGGAGAAGGAAGGACAAUUACUGCAAUGGGCAGAGACUGAAUGAGUAACCAGUCCUUUACGUAUAUUAUUUAGGUGUUCCAAGAUCCUGACCUUCAGGAUACGUUUCUUCCUUUAUAUGUUCCCUCUAUAGAUUGUACAGCCGUAUCCCAUUUCUGUCUGGGGUUCUAUGCAAAGAGUAGUUUAACCUGUGAUUUAGCAUAACGUGCCAGAGCAAAGUUUUUCACAAUACUUUGGUUGUGAUAUACUCUGGGUGAACUCUACAGACCUUUUUAUAUUUUAAUUUGGGAAUUAUUUAUUAUGUAUAGUUAUCUGGCCAUAAAUAAAUUAAUCUUAGAACCAGAUUUAAGUUGUGACUGCCUACACUCACCCAUUCCCCAACUAACAUAUUUUAAUUGUUAGUUUUCUCUGUCGAUGUGAUCCUUAUAAGUCAUAUUCCCAAAUACAGUAGAGCAUUACGUAGAAUACAUUAUGUAAAUGUCCUGGAUUUCAUUCUGUGAAAUAUUAUAAGCCAUAAAACAUUCUUCAAUUUAUCUGAUUUCCCACCACUGCAGCUAUUUUACACUUUGGUUGUAAAUUCAGUAUUUAGUGAAUAAGGCCUUAUGUGCGCUUGGAUGUAUAAUUUGCCCCUCUUUCAUGGUAUGCGCUUCAGCUAUUGUCUGUGCAGAAUGAUGUGGCACUUGCCAUUCAAGGAAGGAUUUGCUGCACACGCUUUGCCUGUUUCUGCGCUGCUUGCUAAUUGUGUUUGGUAGUGGCUUUGAUAUCAUGCCAAUGAGAAUUUUUUCACAUAACUUCAGUGUGCUUAUAAAUGCCCACUGCUAAAGGUCUGCUGUGUGAGAGCAAUUCAAAUUGUCUGAAUACUGUUUGAGACCCAGUUGUGGAAAUUUCCUUUGUCCUGGAAAACAUGGUGGAUCAAAUGCCAGUGCAUAUUUCACUAAAUCUCAUUAUCUUGUGGUGGGUUUUACCAUUUUUAUUUUAUUUUUUAAGAAUUUAAAUUUGGCAGAAUCUUUCAUGCUUUUUCAUUUGUUAAAGUGAUGUAAACUUAACCAAUUUUUUUUUUUUUUUUUUUAAACAUUUAUCUCCCCUCCCCAAAUGUAUGAUCAAUUUUAACUCCUUUUAGUGAUCAGUUACAGUCUACUCUAUUACAAUAUAACAAUAUUUUUUAUUAUUUUUUUAAAUUAAUUAAAAAAAUUUUAAGACUCUACACAUUUUAAAUGUCCCGUCAAGUUAGUGAUAUUAAAGCUGUAUAAAGCUGGCAAACUAUAUUUUUCCAGUUCGAUCUCAAUCCAAGUAUACAAAGAGAACAGAAAUAUUGUGUUCUCUACUAAUCCGUACGGUACACAUUUACUCAGCAGUUUCUUAGUAGCACUGUGUGGCAAUAAAGUGUAAGCUUGUGUGCUAUCGUCAUGCACUAAUGUAUAUUCAGACUCCAGCAUUUACAGAUUGCAAUGCUGACUGUCCUGGUCUUUAAUGGGUUAAAUCUAGGUGAAGUUUAAUUAAGGCAUUGUGACACCGAGGUCCAUUUUAUCUUUCUUAUAACUUUUUUUUUUUUUUUUUCCUUCUCUCUUAUAGUUUCUCAUAGCCAGAUAACACGUCUGUAUAGUCGUUUCACCAGUCUUGAUAAAGGAGAAAAUGGGACAUUAAGGUAUGUUUUAAAACCAUUGUAUAAUCUAAUAGCCAAGUCUUUACUGUAAUACAUUUAAAAAAUUUUUUUUUUAAAAAUUCAGUUGAUAAUUAUUUUAAUCCUGCACACAUCAUGCUGCCACAUAUGAUCUAUGAUGUGUAUAAUUUAUUUUUGGGUUGGGUGGUAUCAAGAUUAAAUGAACAAUCCAAGCACCAUAACCACUACAUAACAUAUCGUGGUUAUGGUAUCAGGAGUCCUCUGACUCCUCCUUUCCAGUGUAAGUAGUCAAAACAUUUGACUACAACGACUUCUUAAAUGGGGUCGACGGGUACCAUUCCCUGCCUCACAGCAUUGUACAGAAAAGACAGAAGCUCCUGCUAGAGCAACCUUGGCAAAUGUGCUAAACCUGGGAUUAACUCAGAAAACUUCCUGCUCCCCUGGACACUGCAGAUAGGUAGCGAAUGGAGGUGGACCCCAGGUAAGAAAUCCCACCGUUCUAAAAUGGUUUGCCUACUUACAUUGGGGGUGCCAGGGCACUGCUGGUACUUUAACUAUGUAGUGGUUAUGGUGUUUAAAGUGUUUUCUGAAUCUGUUUUGUUAAAUUGAAUCUGGCGCUUAUAAAUCCUAACAAACAUACAGCAUGGCACACUGGGAAUCACAGAAUUUCCAAUGUGCAGGUUCACGCUUGGAAUGGGUUAUUGGGAGGGGGCAGCUGCUUUCCCAUAGCUCAUACCACCCUAAGAGGCUAUUGGCUUAGCUGUAAUAUCUAGAGUGGAUUAAAAAUAAAUAAAUAAGGCAUAACUCUUCAUCUAGACAUUUAUACAUUCUUUAAAGUGACAUCAAGUCUUGUUUGGCAUGACAGAAGCACUUAAAGGAACACUAUAGUCACCAGAACAAGUACUGAUUAAUGUAGUUGUUCUGACAAGUAUAGUCAGUCCCUGCACACGUUUUAAUCUAAAGACUGCCUUGUCAGGGAGAAGGCCGUGCUUACAUUGCUGCCUAGGAAUACCUCUAGUGACAGUCACUCAGGUGGCCACUAGAGGUGCUUCUUGGGUCAUGUGCAGCACUAACAUUCUGCCUCUCCAUGCCCUUCAUGGAGACGCUGAAUGCUCUUCAUAGAGAUGCAUUGAUAUAUGAUUAAGGAGACACUUAUUGGCGUCUUGCUGCGCAUGCGCAGUAGCCUCCCACUGCUUUACUGUGGGAAAGUAUUAGAAUGGCUGAGAUCAUCAAGUUUGAUCUCCGCUAAGGAGGUGGAGCAGAGGCAGAGCCAGCCGCGACAAGACCCACACAGCGCUGGAAGCAAGGUGGGUAAACCCGCCAUUUAAUUUUCUGACAAGAUGGCCGUCUCUGACACUGUUUGUGUGUUUUUUGGUUUUUUUUUUGUAGUAAAGAUUAGAGUAAAAGAUGUAGGCACACACAUUCACUGUAUUCAUUGAACAUUUAGCAGUUUUUCAAACCUGUAAGAGGCCAUUACAGACCAACCAAUACUGUCUUUUGCUUUCACUGGUUUCCAUGGUGAUUGCCUCACUUGUGGAACUCUGUCCCACUUUUCACAACUCAGAACACUGAAAAAUCUCCCCCAUUUUCCCCGUGUUAACCUUCUUCCUUUAUUGGACUGUGUUGUAUUUUAUUCAUGUUGUGUACUGUACAAUGUUUCUUAACUUUCGCAUUGUUUAAAAUUGAAGAAAGUAUGUAAGUCUGAUGGAAUUUUAAUUUAAUUAAGCUGGAUAAUUUCGGACGUAUUUCUUUAGUUAAAAAAUAUAUAUAUUACAAUAUCCCAGUGAGUAAUGCCAAUAGUGGUAGAUACUCUAACACCUUAGUGGGUUUUCCCUUUAAUCCCACAGCAAACAGUUCUCAAGCAAUAGGAUGUCCUCACAAUAUUCAGUGUAGAUAUAAAGUGCUUUAUUGAAAAGUGCACAAUAGAUAUAAAUAGAUAAAAAUAAAUAAACCUUACAAUUUCAAAGGUAAGUCCUUGGGUAAAGUCUUUUUAAGUGCAAAACUCAUUUUGUCUCAUUCAGAGGCUUCCUCAGUUGCUGGUGUCAAUAAAGCACUUUAUAGCUACACUGAAUAUUGUGAGGACAUCCUAUUGCUUGAGACCUCCUAUCAGUUCAAAGAAGGGAGUGGGUCCCUCUAAAACCCACCAAGCUGGAACCCUGAGCCUAAUAUAAUGGCUCUUUGUGAGUGUUGUUCCACCUACUACUUCACUUUACCAUUUAAAAUUGGCUAUAUUGCACUAUUUUAUUUGUCUGCUUAUGUUUUAACCCUAGGAAAAACGAUCCAGGAAUAUUUUAACUCCAAAAGACAGAUACUCCACCUUGUAGUGUAUGUAUAUUUCUGUUUACUGUGGGGUUAACCCACUAAGGUGUUAGAGUAUCUACCACUAUUGGCAUUACUCACUUGGAUAUUGUAAUACAUAUAUUUUUGACCUAAAGAAGUACGUCCAAAAUUAUCCAGCUUAAUUGAAUGAAAAUUCCAUCAGACUUACAUACUUUCUUCAAUUUUAAACAAUGCGAAAAUUAAGAAACAUUGUACAGUACACAACAUGAAUAAAAUACAACACAGUCCAAUAAAGGAAGAAGGUUAACACGGGGAAAAUGGGGGAGAUUUUUCAGUGUUCUGAGUUGUGAAAAGUGGGACAGAGUUCCACAAGUGAGGCAAUCACCAUGGAAACCAGUGAAAGCAAAAGACAGUAUUGGUUGGUCUGUAAUUGCCUCUUACAGGUUUGAAAAACUGCUAAAGGUUCAAUGAAUACAGUGAAUGUGUGUGCCUACAUCUUUUACUCUAAUCUUUACGACAUUAUCAAAACUGAAAAAACAAACCAAAAAAUAACACUUCGUGUCAGACGGCCCACUUGUCAGAAAACUAAAUGGCAGGUUUACCCACCUUGCUUCCAAGCUGGAAACCUGAGCCUAAUAUAGUGGCUCUUUGUUUGUGAGUGUUGUUCCACCUACUACUGCACUUUACCAUUUAAAAUUGGCUAUAUUGCACUAUUUUAUUUGUCUGCUUAUGUUUUAACCCUAGGAAAAAUGAUCCAGGAAUAUUUUAACUCCAAAAGACAGAUACUCUACCUUGUAUUGUAUGUGUACUUCUUUAGUUCGUUCUCCAGAGAGUCUCUGUGUUAAAUUUUCAAGGUCACCCAGUGUGUAUUUUAUUUUUUCAGUUGGUAGUCAACGUCCACAAAGCUCUGCUCGUAAAAUGUUCCAGAAGUGUUGUAUUUACUCAUAUGGUCGUUAAUUUGCCUUUCCUCCAGUUUCAGUCUUGUUUGUAGUUAAAUAUUAAAUAAUAUAACACCUUUUUAUAUGAUGAUCCUCUUCCCAUGUGAUCAACCAAAGUUUUGUUGGUAUGCCUUCUGACAUUAAAAAUGUGACAAUGGCAGUGGUAGGGCGCCUCAUUUUUCACAUAUCUCUGCGGAUAUUUUUUAAAAAGGGCCUCAGUCAGAACGUUAAUGGUUUGUAUGCUGUGCGCAUUGCGGAAGCACUCUUGAAGAUAUGCCCUGCCCUAGCAUCAUACUGUUCUGAGUUCAUUUUUUAUGACACACUGUGCUGUUUCAAGACUUUUCUGUGGGGGUCCCAAGCUGUGACUCUAACACCAAAUGUAGGAAUGAUCGAUGACAGAAGAAUCUGAAAUAAUGUAUAUAGAAAGAGAAUGCAUAUCUAUCGGGAUCUCUCCAAUGGACAGUUUUCUAGAGUAUGGCCAAAACCAACAUUCGAUUUGACAUGACCUCCUAGAAAUCUCACUUUUGAUGUGUGGUCCCAAUUCAUUGAGUGAAAGGAAUGGAAUUCCCAGCUGAAAUCGUGGAGAGAUCCCAGUAUUUCUGCUAGUAGUAGGUUGUGGUUAUUUAAAUAGACAGGGUAUAUCAAAUUGAAUUUGAGAAUGUUGAAUAUACUAGCAUUUAAUAGAUGAUGGGACUGAAAAGCGUUAAAAAUAAGAACAGUAAGGUUUGUUUUAUCUUGUGUUAGCCAGGGGCGAAUGUGAACUAUAUUGAAAUGUUGAUGGAAACUUCAAUGCCAGGGGUAGAGAGCUUAUGGGGUAGGGCUGAUUGAUGCAUAACUGACCACAAUUGAGGCUAACAAAGACGAGUUGCUUGACGUGGGAAAGAAAAGAUAAAACCUGUAGAUAGUCAAGUUAAAAAAAAACAAACAAAAAGAAACCAGACCGGCUUUUAAAUAGGGGAGGCACUUGGUGAUCUGAUCAAGAGAGGGAAACAGUACUGAUUGUCUCAUAGUAAAUAGAUAAGUCCAAAAGCUGUGAAGCCACCAACCUCUUGCAAAUAUUGUUUUUUCACACACAGUGUAAUAGUGUACUACAUUUAUUUCAAACCGAUACCGAGCACAUUUGUCAUUUGGGGGCAGUUUAGCCAGCCUCCUACAAAAUUUUUAAAGGAGGUGUAACUGGUAUUUCAUGAGUAGGAAGGGACUACUCUUUAACACGAGUAUUGUUCAUGUGUAUUUGUGUGUGUAUACCUUUUAAGGUGAUGGUGUUUGUUCUUGUUUAACUAACAUAGUUCCAAGAAGGAGGUGAGCUUAUAUUGGUCCUCAAAUGGUGUAGUCAUGUAAACAGUAGAUCGGCAUGGAUAAUAUUAUUGAAGAAUUAGUUCUCAAGCUAGUGCCAUAUAAUUUGAGUCCCUCUCAUCCGAUUUAAGUGCCUAUUUUACAUGACUGACUUUAUUUCACGUGUUAAUUAUUAACUUGGAAUACUUACAAGUAAUUACUCCACAGUACAACUUAAUUACAUUAUCAAACAUUCAGACGUGGAUACAAUGUGGAAAAAGAAAUUCUGUUAAUGUGUAGUAUGUUAUUUUAAAUAGUUGCCAGAGUACCAGAGCAUCUUUGUGUAAUUGUAAAAUUGAUGCAGAGAGAACCAUGCACCCACUCCCAGUUUUGUAGAUGGCCUAUAACUGCAAUGAUAUGUAAAAAUACCCUCCCCCCCCAGAGUUGUCAGUCAUGCAGCUGAAAUUCAGACUUCCUAGCUGCUUUAUUUGGCGCAGCCCUUCCAUAUCUUUUUGUUCCUAGCUGCCUGUGUCUAUUUUUCUCCAGGUUGUGCAAGCGAUUUCUUUUGUUUGGGGACAUUUAUUUUAUAUUGGUUUUACCUUAAACGCUUGUACUUCUAUUGAUUACACUAGAAUUUUAACUAAUUCAGGUUGAUUCCCCAGCUUGGCUUUGUCCCCUUACAUUUUGACAUUCAGCUUUCAGGUCUCUAUAAAUCAGUUCAGUUAAUAAACCCCUAAAUGUUGUAUGGGUUUUUUUGUUUUUUUUCCUACUACAACUCUUUGUAAUGCACACCCCAUAUAGUACUGCUUACAAAAUGAGAAUUAUUGCGUGAAGCUGUAUUGAUGCAUUAUUGUACAUUUAAUGCUUGGCAUGUCUUUGAUUAAUGCUGUAAAAUCUGUUUUACAUUGCUUAACGUUCUGCAAAGCAGCAUAUCUCUCUAUAUACAUGGAAAACCUUCUGGUGCCUGUUACUACCAUCAACUAACAUGUUCCUUUAAUAAUAAUGAUGGUGGGUGCCAGCAGCCAGUCUUGUACAGCAAUACAAAGUGAAGUGGGCCUGAGACCCAAUGAAUUAUGUUGCUAUAGGGGCCAUAACAAGAAAUACCUGACCAUUAAUUAUAUUGAGACAUCCCUCACUAAGCAAUCAGGUGCUUAGGUGGACAAUCAAAAUCAAACAAAUGUCCAUUGCAACGCCAUACUGCUUCAAUGAGUUAGAAACCUGUUUUUUAAUUAAUUUGUUGAUAAUUAAAGUGAACUGGAUUUACCAUAUAAAUUUGAAUAUUACUUGACAUUUCGGUGUGGAACUGGCCAUAUUGAUUUAGGCUGACUCAAAUAGAGAAGGUUCUUGCUGACGUAUGAUUUGUCUAUUAAAGACAGAUUGUUAACUCCAAAAUAUGUAGAUGACCAGUUCACUUUCAGGCAGAUAUAGAAAAUAUUCCUAUGUGUAUAUAUAAAGGAUGGUGAACUUUUCAGAAAAUCUUUACAUUUAUUUAUUUUUUAAAUCAUGACCGCUUCUGCCAAAUUAACUGCCGGGUAGACCACUUUGGACCUCCAGGUGUUGUGCACUACAUCUCCCAUAAGGCUCUUAGUUAUAAUGCUUUCAAAGAAUCAGGGAAGAUCUAAUCCACAAAGUCCACAACAUCUUGAGUACUGCAAUUUGCCUACCCUUGGCAUAGAGCAUACACUUUAUAUAAUUGCACAUGGCAAAUUUCCUAACCCACACCCCUCCUAUCUACCCAUACAACUGUUCCCUUGACGUAGAGGUAAAAAACUUUUUUGUUUUAGUGAUCGCUUGGUAUUCUAGUAUUCUGUGAUAAUGAAGGACUACAGACUCCAAACCGUUUGUUAUUCAAUCUUGAAGAAAGAAGAUGUAGGUUUUAUAUUGCUGGCUUACUUGGCAGUAUCUAUAUAUGAAAAAUGUAUCUACCUGCAGGGACAGUGUCCACUUGCUUUGCACUUUAUUUUUUUAUUUUUAUUUUUUGCAGUGCGUUUGGGAAUAUACAAUCGUAAAUGGAGAUUUUAACAGGAACAAUAAUGUUGUGAACAAGUGUAACAUAAAAUACUACACUCUUUAAAAAAAAAAAAAAGUAUAACUUGAAGAAUGAGCGUAAUGAGUCAGGGCAGGUCCUGAUAGGAGUUAUCGGAGGUUGGAGACUAACUGCACUGACUACACAAGGAUAAUUCGGAACUAAUAGUAUGUUAAAGCUUGAUGUUAAGCUAAGCUGGACUAAGGAAAGACAUAUGUAGCUUUAGAACCACUGGGUAUGCAUCACUAUGAGGAGGUAAAGGGGAAGAAGCAUAGAAAACUCUGCCACAGUAAUAAGAGUCACCAAAUGUAAGUGGGAUCUCCAGGAUUCAUCUGACACCACAGGUAUGCUACGGGAGACAGUCCACAGUUAUGGGGGUGCGUUGCCUUUAAUUGCCCUCUUGUAGAGCCAGGCGUCAUGUUGGAGCUUGUAAGCAGUGGAGGGUUUGCCCCGCACCAGUUUUAUAGGGGAAUGUGCUGUGUUAGAGGAUAAUACAGGCUAUGAACCUGUAGAGCCAGCCUGUAAUGAAAGAUUAACAUAUAAAGCAGGCUGCACACACCGACUAUAUGGUGGGUCACUUGCAUUUGGUACACCAGAAGUAUGCAAUGGGGUUAAUUGAGAGCACAGUAACAUCUGUCUCGUGAUAAAUGGUCGGCAUUGGUUAAACUGGUUAUGCUAACCGCUAGUACUGUCAUUAUAAAACAAUUGUUUAGGUUCUGGCAUAAAAAAGACAGGAGGUAUGAACAUAAAUACUAGUUUAGACGGUUAGUGUCUUCGUCUUAUAGGCUUAUGAGAGUCCCACAACGGUGAGCCAUCUGCUGCAGAAAUCAGUGUGGCCAACAGUGCCCAUCUUGAUGCUGCACAUGGGUAUUUGUCAGCGGUUAGCUGAUUCCCUUGCUGAUGCUCUGCAUGUUUCUUCCUGGCCGAUCUGCGAGGAUAUCAGAGCGAUGUGAUUGAGGGGAGACAUCCCUGCAGGCCUUCGCUAAAGUCGGCAUCUUUAGGCCACUGUCUCAGAGGCUCAGUAAGUCCCGGACCUUCUCCCUUCUGGGGGGAACAGGAGGCAGUUGGAUGGUUGGAAACCGCGAGGUUGGCCGCCCCUCAAGGCCUCGACUUCCAGGUAGGCCUCGGUCGUGUCACCGGUUCUGCAACCGCUAAAAUGUCGGUGCCAUUGUUGGCAGUGGUGGUCCCACUCUUAGUAAUGUAGUUCAGGCUUAGUGAAGACCGAUGUAAAUAUUGUAAAUAAGUUUUAAAUCAUCGAUGCUGCAUGGAGAUCCAACUGUGUGCGACCGUUCAGCUCAGCAGCCCGGCCCUGCCCUGUCAAUUCUUUCUUUAACCCCUUAAGGAUACAACAUGUGUGACAUGACAUGAUUCCCUUUUUAUUCCAGAAGUUUUGGUCCUUAAGGGGUUAAAGAGCGAUUCUAACACUUUAGAUGGACAGUUCAUUGCAUGAAUAACCAAAUAUCAAUCAAUACCCACAAAACGAAAAGAGUGCGAGUAAAAACAUUGUCAUAUUAAAGAUUUUAAAAUAAAUUGGACUGGCGACCUGGAAGACAUUCGGAAGAUUAAGUGGUACCCCUAAUCAGUUAAUUGACAUUAGCAUUUAAAAAGUAGAUAAAAACAAGAUGGUGAUUUAAUAUCAUCUUCACAUAAUAACAAACUAAAAUCUGUAAAUUAUGAACCCCCAGUAGUAGGGACUAGGUGUAGGGACAUAAAAGCUAGGUUGGAUAAAAUGAAGAGUUCCAAAAUGAGGUUCUAAUUCUGCAUUAUUCUACAAGAUAUUUUUAAACUGUGAAUCAAAAACAUUUCUUGUCUGGUUAAUCUUUUACAAAGAUCACCUCCUCUCCAGGGUAUGUGUACUAGUUGGAUCCUACAGAAUUCAAGUGUUUUGGGACCACCAUUGUGGACCUUCUUAAAGUGUUUGGACAGGGUGUGGUUCUGAAACUUUCUUUUUAUGUUUUAGGUAUGUUCUUAGUCUAAUUUUCAACAUACUUUUGUUUGACGCACAUUGACUUGUUCCUGCUCGGUAUAUGUCAGAUUUCAACUGGUGUAAGGCUUUAAUCUUUGAGAUUGAGUUAUCAAGGCUGAUUUAUUGCUCAGACUGGUCAGAGCUAAGAAGAAACACAUCCGGCCAUCUUUGCUGUCAGGUCCCGCCUGCUUUGCGCUUUUAUAUCCCUAAAAAUCUUAAUAUCUUUUUUGACGUGUUUCUAUUUACAUAGUUUGUCAGGUUGAUAUGUGUUUCUCAACGUCUAAUGUAGAAGUACCACUGCAGGGCUAAAAUAAAUUCCUAAGUACACCUGCCUUGAUAGUCAUUGCUAUUGGGACACUAUAGUCAACAGAACAACUCCAGCUUAAUCUAGUGAUUCUGGUGUCUAAAUCCUGUCCCUGCAGGCAUUUUAAUGUAAACACUGCAUUGUCAGAGAAAAGGCAGUGUUUACAUUACUGCCUAGGGACACCUGCAGGUUCAGUCACUGAGACGGGCACUAGAGGUGCUUCUUGGGUCAGUGCUGAACUUCCCCCAUAGAGAUGCAUGUCUAUAAGAAGACGCUGAUUGGCGCAGAGCUGCAUUUUGAUGCGCAAUAGCCUCUCAAUAGAAAAGCAUUGGAUUGGCUAAGAUAAAGUUUGAUCUUUGCUAAUGGGGUGGAGCUUUGUCGGGGCUAGCCGAGACCGGAGUUAAUCAUCUUAUUAACCGGAGGUAAGAGAGGGCCUUAACGGCUAAUUAGACCUAUAGACACAUUUGUACUCCUGUAACUGAAAAGAAAUAGCGCCUUAAUGUGGUGCAGAAUGUCCAGGAGCGGUUAUGUCCAAAGAUGGCUUAUGUGUAAACAGUUAUACUGAAUAUCUUUGGGCAUAACAGCUCCUGGACAUUCUGCACCACAUUAAGGCGCUAUUUCUUUUCAGUUACAUUUGUUUGGACAGGUAUUGGAUGAAUUCCUGUUUUUGUCCAGUAUUUUGAGCAACCCACUAUAAGUCAGACUCCCUCAAUUCUGUGUGUUGCACUAGGCAUACCUGAUUUUUACAUUUGUACUCCUGACACUUUAGUAUUCCUUUAAGACCAUCAAGCCUCCCUACCUUUUGGAGUGCUGAAGUAGAUUCUUUUCCUGGGGUCUGCAUUUCGGCCGAGUAGGCACCUGCCGUAGAGGUAAGCAGUUUUCUACUCUGCCUUAGCGCACAGCCGGCCACCUCCUGGGAGGGUAGUAAGAUGGCAAGCCAGACAGCUCUUUGUUAUGCACACCCCCAGGAGGGGGGGGGGUAGAUUAUAUUAAACCCACUGUGCUGUAUGAGUGAGUGCCCAUAAGUUUACAAUCUAAUCUCAUUCUAUGCUUGACUACAUUUUCCGAUUGUAUUGCUCCAGAAAUUGCAGCUUUGUAAACAGAAAGUGCAUAUCUACAAAGGUCUAAUCUAGCACAUUGAUUUCUACCACAUCAAGCAAGAAUAGUGUUAAUCUUUCUAUUGAAACUCACUCCUGGUUUUUACCAGUUGCAUGCCGCUCCCUUCAUACCUGCAUGCUUAUCUCACUGCCCUUUUUAUUAAACUAUUUAUCUAGUGCCUUGCAAAAUGUUAGGUUGUACUUUGUACCUGCUUAAAAAUGCCAUGGUAAGAUCUGUAAUAAGCAAAACGUAUUCUAUUACUUAUUUUAGAUGGAUUGUCAACUCUAAAAUGGCAAAUGGUGGGAAAAUGCCUUCACACACUUGAGGUUUUUAUUUGGGGUGGAAGGGGGGAUACAUGAGAAAAGUACAUUUCAUAGGCCAGUGCUUGCGUGUUUGACUAUGUUCUGUUACAGAAGGAUCCUGGUGGGCUUGCAAGCUGUUUCUGUAUGCUCUGUCUGCAUGGACAACUUUGGGGCUCCCAUGGACUACUGCAUAACUGUAUACAGUGCUGGGAAUAUAUAAUGGUGUUCCAAGACAGAAUAACAUGCUAGAUAAGGGGAGGCCUGAACCUUUCUGAAGCUGAGGCAGUCCUUAGUGUCAGUCUGGAAUAUAGAAAGUGGGCUCUUGGACCCAUACGAGAACAUUUAAUGGUUAUGUAACUACAUUGCAGAACUUUCUGUAUUUGGAAUCAAUGUUGAACAGUUUAUAGACUGUUUGUUUGUUUUGGGGGUUUUUUCUGUGUUUGCUCUUAAACCAGUGAUUGUAGUGAAUUGACAAGAACAUACUCCUUCUGUGGGAUGAGGAGGGAGACCGACAGAUGGAAAAUUGUGGCUUUUAGGUCAUUCUCCUACUUUGCUUCUUUAUUCUAGUUUAUUUAAGUUAUUUUGUACAAGUUCACUGUCCGUUCUCCACAAUUUCCAUUUGAGUGAAUAAACUCUGGGAUGUUCAGUUAUUUGAAAGGCUGUAUAGAUGGUGUUGGUUUCACAUGAUUACCAUGCUUUGUAUAUAGGAUGGCAUCAUGCACAUGGUAUCCAUUUUCUUUCUACAAGUCUUGUGAUGAACAUCUUCCUUGCUAUCUAUUUUUAAAUUUCUAAUUUCUGUCCUCGUUUCUGACUGCUGCCAAAGGUUGUGGAUUUUUUUUUUUUUUUUUACAACUUUGUUUUGUUUCAGCUAAUGCUCCUCAUUUACAUCCACACUCUCUUUAUAUCAGAAUUGGCUAUAUUUGUCCCCUUCUCCUUGGGUGUAUCUGGACUGCAAUCUUAAUGAUGUUCAAGCAGCUAUGGUUGACUUUUAGUGCCCUUUUAUUUAUUUUGUCAAACAUUCUUCAUUAUUGACACAUUUUUAGAGCACUACCCAAGUCCUCUGGAAUCUGGAUCAGAGGGGAAACAUUUAUAGCCUUACCGUAAUGGAUCUCUCCUCCACUGCAUUGAGCAACAGAUCUUAUAGCUCUUUCGGAACAAAUUACUGCUGUGUUUGGUUAUUAGCUCGACAAACCCCGUUUAGGAAUCCCAAGUUAAACCACAAAAAACAUUAACUUUGCGUUGCUCACAAUUUGAUCAACAGACCGGCUUAUGGAUUAGUUUUUUCUCGAUUUUUUUUAUUUGGUUACUAUGGCAACAUCAAAUCCCCAUCCUUUCAACAGCUAAAGGGUUAAAUAAGUAAGGAAGAGCUUUAUGUACAAAUAGAGUGGAAAUCACACUUUUUUUCAUUUAAAUUAAAAGAAUGUGCAUUUGAUCGAAUGUUGUUAACCCCUUGAAUACCAGUAAGUGACCUUGCAUGCACAACCCCAAAAACAAGUGAUUUGACCGUCACAUCAUUAGUUAAAGUAAUUGCAGUGACAAUUUGCAAAUACUUAUUUUUUAUUCCAUGAUUUCUCUAUCUAGUAUUUGUUUUGCUAAAAAGCCUCUCUAUUAAAAUGUCUUUUUUUAUUUCAUUGUAGUCGAGAAGACUUCCAGCGAAUACCAGAGCUGGCAAUCAAUCCUCUGGGUGAUCGAAUUAUCAAUGCAUUUUUUAUUGAAGGGUAAGAUUAUUAUUAUUAUUAUUAUUAUUAUUAUUAUUAUUAUUAUUAUUAUUAUUAUUACUUUUAGAAUUCUACCAUCUUAGUUCAUACGUGCUGUGAUUCCCAAGUACAUGGCCUGGGGAACGCAGUAGUUCUAGCUUGACGUUCAGGAUUUGAAUUGGCCUGGUUAGAUUUGAUCACAGGUCCUUUGUCCAGUAUGCAGGAGAACAUGGUGCACUGCUAGUUGGCCUGUAGAAAUAUAGUAAAUUCAAUUCAAAACCUUUUUUCUUUGUGAUCUGCUGCACAUGUUCAAGAGUACAAAAUUAAAUGUUCGUGACAUAUCCUGAGAGACUGUGUGGGAUCCUAUAUAGCGGCGUUUCCCAGUUGGUGUUCCACGGAACCCAGUUUAGGGAUUCGGCCCUGGUCGUGUGCCGCUGUUAAUUGAGGCGGGCGGCGAGGGAGCACUCUCCCCUGCUCAGCUCCCUCGGUCGCACCGUAGUGAUGCCGGAGCCGGAAUAUGACGGCACUCUGGCCUCUGCAUCACUAAGAGGUGCCCGAGGGAGCUGAGCAGGGAGAUCACUGCUCCCUCACUGCCAGCCUAUCGGCCCAGCAGCAUCACUGGACUACAGGGACUGCACACCAGUCGCCCAGCCCACUGAACCCCAGGGAAAUAGAGACUCUAUGCCAGCACUCCCAAAGGUAGGGAGGCUGGGUGGGGUGAAAAAAUUGUCUGUUAAGGAGUUUGUAUGUGUGUUUGUCAGUGCGAGUGCAUGUGUAUGUAUGUGUGCUUGUCAGUGAGCAUGUGUGUGUAUCCGAUGGGGUUUAUGUGAUGCUGCUUUUUGUAUUUACGUAAUUUUGAUGAAUAAAAUUUCAGCUUCAUAUUUUGUGAUUCCUUUCAGCAAUGCCUAGUGACAGAACACUGGCAAUCUUGUAAAUACCAGAGUAGUGACCGUUCCCAUUUAAACGUUUAUGAGGUCCAUUCUAAUAAUGUAGAAAACAGAACAUUAGAGUAAAGUUCUAACCACGGUGUAAUCACCAUGGAAACCACUGGAAUGUUGCUUUUUAUUCUGUUUGUUUCAAUGUUAAUUGCUUCUUAUUCAGAUGAUUGUAUUAAUGAAACUGUCAUAAACCCCUCCCCUCUUUGUGUGCACAUCACAUCAUCUUCCUUCUAUAAAUGUUUAUCUCCCAUUUCUCCAGAGAGGACCAGGUAAAUUUCCGUGGGUUUAUGAGAACGCUGGCUCAUUUCCGGCCAAUAGAAGAUAAUGAAAAGUCCAAAGAUGUGAGCAGUCCUGAACCUCUGAACAGUCGAAACAACAAAUUGCUGUGUAAGGAUCAUGUUAUUUCUAAGCCUUUCCAUGCCAUCUAGCAGUCUUGUUUCUGACAUCAAACAUUUAGACCUAAUUUAUUUACACCUCGCUAACUACUUACUCUAAAGAGCAUGGAAUUUCAUCUAUACAUUGUGCUAGCAGUUUUACUAGAAAAUGCGUAGAUUGGGAAGGGGGGAAAAACGGCCUAAUAAACAUAUAUUUAAAAAUAGACGCUAUUCCAGAGAAAUGAUUUACAGGGAUAGCAGAAGGGACCUCCCACAAGAGGUCUGCUUUUCACCUGUGGUUGCUGUGGUAACUCCCUAGCUAUCGUUGGCUAACGAGGAUAAGAGCAGAGUGACGUCCGUUCAUACUAGGGAUUAUUUAUUUUUUUAGAGCCGAUACCAAUAUUAUGUACAUUUACCAUUUUGAAAAAAUAAAAAUAAAAUAAACUAUUUCUACAAAAAUCUACUGUUAACUGAACAUGUUUAUUAUUAUAUUUGUUUUAUUAAGGUAAAUGCACAAAAUAUACAUGCCAGUCAGAAUUUUUUGUUUUCAAGAAAGUGUGUGUGUGUGUGUGUGUGUGUGUGUGUAGUGGAUGCAGUGAGAGUAUUUGAUUAGUGAAUGCAGUGUGUUUGUGUAAUGUGUAUAUAAUGAAUGUUAGAGUGUGUGUGUGUGUUUUAGUCCCCCCUCCCUGCUUCUUACCUGGCCAGGUAGGGAGGAUAUGGCAUUACCUGGGGGCCCAGCCCUCUCUUGCUUACCUUCAAGGCAGCUUCCCUGUCUAACUCUUGCAGCCUGCGUGCUGCGCGGAGCGUUGCCCUGGUAACCUGUGGCACCGCUCUGAUGGCCGCGGGACUUGCGAGAUUUAGACAGGGGAGCUGCUGGGCCCCCCAGAACUCUGAUGGUGGCCCUGGUCUGCAAUAUCGGUAUCUUUAUUGGCCAAUACCGAUAUUGCUGAAAAUACAGAAUAUUGGCCAGAGUGUUAAUCGGUCGAUCCCUAGUUCAUACGCUGGCAAUGAAGCCGGUGUGUCUGUGUCAUGGAGGAGAUUUGCGCUGCUUGGGGAACAUUCCCAGAGCAGGACAAACCAAUGAGGAGUGAUGGCGGACUGGAGGUGGGUGUUACAGAAAUAUUGUGGUGGAGGAACUGGUCAGGUAGGUGCCUGACUGGUUCCCUUUAAAUACCUUGUCUUGUGGGGUUUUGUACCAACCACCAACCUUUUGUGAUCCAUCUACUGUUUGGCCGAUCUUUUGUAAGUAUAACUUUUCUUCCUCUCCGUUUCAGUUGCUUUUCGACUAUAUGACCUAGACAAAGAUGACAGGAUCUCCAGAGAUGAGCUUUUGCAGGUACAUUGUCAUGUAUUAGUGGCUGCGUAUAAACACUUGAACAUUAGUGUAUUUACAGUUGCCAUAGUAACCCUAAUAUUGGUAUUGCGCAAAAUGUAAUUAACUGUUUUUCUUCUUCCACUUCUUCUAUAAGGUCCUGCGCAUGAUGGUGGGAGUGAAUAUAUCGGAUGAUCAGUUAGGAAGCAUUGCUGAUCGUACUAUUCAGGAAGCUGAUCAAGAUGGAGACGCCGCUAUUUCAUUUUCAGAAUUUGUCAAGGUCUGGUAACUCUGUGUAUUUAGUUUUGAAUAUAGCUUCAAUUAAUUGGGUUAAAAACUACUAAUGUAAAUCUAUCUUUAUAUUUAUUUGGGGGAGGUCUAUUAAAGAGACACUGCAGGCUGGAGCUGACCCAUCAAUUUAAAUUGGUUUGCAUUCUAUAAAUAAUGUAUUAUAAAUAUGAGAAAUGUACUCCUGUUUGAAGUUUGCAGUUUCUAGUCUCCUCCAAUGUGACAGUGACCACAAAACAGGAAGUUCCAAUCAUAAUGUUCAUUUAUUUUAAUUGAACUACUGAGCUUAUCCCAAAAUCACAAAUCGCUAAUAAUUACACUAGAAAGUAUCUUGGCUCAUUAUUCUGGUCUCUGGUGUCUGAACUCUCAACUAUUUAACGCAGGAGUUAAAAUGCAGAUAUUAUAUCCAAAAAGAGUCUUGAGUUCAAGGUGAAAAGCAGUUUUAUUGGCUCAUCGCGUACAGAACUCUGUGUGUGUGUUGAUCCAAUAAAACUGCUUUGCACCUUGAACCCAGUUACUGCCUGAAGCCUCCUUUUGGAUGUAUUAUAUGCGAGAGAUUUGCGGUUCCUUCAUCUUAGCACCCCCUGGCUCCUGGAAUGAGGGCAGUCCUUUUCUUGUGAUAAAAUGCAGAUUUGUCUCUAGCUGUUUAAUAUGGCACUUUGCAGAGAUUAGAUAUGCGACAGGCACUGUGAUAUACACUGGGAACUCACACUGUGAAUAUCUGUCAUCAUACUGUGUAGGAGUAGGUCUGCCUCUGGUAUGCUCAUAGGAAGGGUCUCUGUGACUUGUGUGUCGUCUGACAUGAUCAUUUCUUAUUUUUCAGGUAUUGGAGAAAGUUGACGUCGAACAGAAAAUGAGCAUUCGAUUCUUACACUAAUCUCGAAGACUGGACAUCAUGCUGUAAAAACAGAGAGUUUUCUCAAACUUUGCACAGUCCGAUCCUAUAAUGUUUUGUGACCUUACUUACAGAAAACUCUAGUUCAUUAGACAGUGCGAAAAUCACGUAAUUUGACAAAGAAAGACGUGCUGCUUAUUUAAUCAUUAAAAAAAAAAAAAAGUAUAGGGUCUCACUCAAAUUAAUUAUUAUACUUUGCAAACUUGUUGUUUUUAUCCUAAGAUACCCAAUUUGAAAAUUUCUGUGAUUUAUACCAUGCUGGUAAGUGGGAGAAAAUCAUAGGGGGUCACUUUUUCCAGAAGGUUGAGAAUCAAGAGUCGUACCUGAUUUUUGAUGGUGAGCGGGGAGGGGGGUAGUAUUUUAUAAUGUGUGUUCUGUUCUAAAAGGUUGUGCAAAAAAUGUUAAGCAAUAGGAGUCACCAAAGAAAUGUGCCUGUUGCUUCCGCAGGUUUCAUGGUGAUUGCCCUCCUUAUCGUAUUUUAGACCAAUUUUUAGAACCAAACACUUUUCUAAAUCUCUGGGGUGGACAUGCUUAAUGAUAUAGCUGGUGGGGUCAAAAUAUAAUCUCUGCUUUCUAUAUCAUUGUAUCGAGACCUCUGUCACCCCGUUUUUGCCACUCCAAGACCAGAUGGUAAAUUGUGUUUUAACUAAACCUCUAAGGAGGUACUGAUGUUUUGGACAGAUUAAUAUUUUAAUGUAAUGUAACUAUAAAAUAAUGUAAGAUAUUGCUAAAAUAAAGAUGUAUGCAUCCUAUUUCUCGAACUGUAUACCAAUUCCCAAAUCCAGUGAGUUAUCCAAGCGUUUAAGUGGAUUGCCUUUGUAUUUUGGGUUGCACAUUGUGUGUGUGUGUGUGUGUGUGUGUGUUUAUGGUUUGUUUCUCUUACAUAAAAUUGCUUAGCACAGAGUUCUAUUGCUGCCUUAAAAUAUCAGCUAUACUUGAAUGUGUGUUAAAAGCCUGAUGAGAAAUUCAAAGACAUUUUGUAAAAUGUAUGAAAUCUGCAUAUUUUUACUCGUAUUCUUCUAGAAUUUUUUUUUCUUGUAGCAGACUGGAGAGCUGCCAUUAAUUGUAUUCUUACCUGUGUUUUCCAGUCGUGAAAUGUUGUUUGAAUUCCAGCUCCAUUUUUGAUUUGUGUUCAGGUUUAGUGUUUUCAGCCAAUCAGAAUACAAGGUCAGGUUAUAUUCUCCCAGGUCACACUGCAAAUUGCUUGUGGUCUGUAAAAUACAGAACAUCUCUCAACACUAAAGGGUAAAAAUUAUUUUUACAUAAAUAUGCAUACAUCUGUGUGCGGUGUGUGAUAUAACAUCCAUUUAUGUUAAGGACCUAGCUUACACUUGGUUUAUUGAGCCAUAUUUAAGUCCUCUUUGAUCAGAAGCACCACUUAUCAUACCAAAGACAUUGCUCACUGAUUGGUCAAUACCAGCUUAGUAUGAGUCUUUAAGAUCCCCAGCUUUUAACACAAUACCAAAAUUGGAUAAGUGGUGCUUAUGACGAGGCUUCAAGAUGGUUGCCCUCACGGACUAAGGGUCCGCCAAGAGAUGUUUUGAAAAGUGUAAUUUACUUACAUAAUUAUUACAAUUAUUAUUGUAAUGCAACAUGUAUUACACAUAAACGCUUAUUUGGAAUAAUAAUUCAAACUGAUGUCAGUUUUACUUUAAUAUUCAUACUAAUAAAACAUUUAUUUGUUUUAUGUGCAGAACUGGUAUGACCAUUUUGAGUAUUGUAUUAACUGCUUUCUCUCCAAUUUAGAUUGCAAUAUGUAUGGUGAAUUAUAUAUUUAUUAGAUCUAGAUGAGUGUACAAUCCUAAAUAAUUUCAAAGCGGAUUCUUGACAUAAUCCAUUAGGCAAACUUAUGUUUAGUGUGGAUUCUCCAAUUUAACAAAUUUAACCCCUUAUGGACUGAGGCAGUUGUACAAGUUUAGAUCAAAACAAAACCUUGAAUUUGUCAAUCGUACUUCACCUCUUUCAUAUUAAAUGCACCCACACUUGUAUAUCAUUUUGUUCAGGAGAAACGGGGCUUUCAUUUAACAUCAAAUCUGUAUAUAUUAAAUAUAAUUUAAUAUCAAUAAAAUUAUAAAUAAAUGUGAGAUUAAUUUUUUUUUGUUCUGC
This is a messenger RNA of Pelobates cultripes (western spadefoot toad), 24148 nucleotides long. Lineage: Eukaryota; Metazoa; Chordata; Amphibia; Anura; Pelobatidae. The record is from the annotation of a GenBank genome assembly.